Medioppia subpectinata is the source of this 771-nucleotide messenger RNA. Lineage: Eukaryota; Metazoa; Arthropoda; Arachnida; Sarcoptiformes; Oppiidae. The record is from the annotation of a GenBank genome assembly.
AUGUAUAUAAAUCUAUUGGCGGUUGCGGCCGUAUUGAGCAUGGUAACAGCGGACAAAAUCUGCCCUGAUACCACAUUAAUAAAAGCACCAUGCAAGUUCGUGGAGGUGGCCAACAUUAAAUGCGCCAUCGAGUGCGACAGCGGAGUGGCACUCGAUUUGGUGGCAAUGUUUAAAGCCCUGCAAACAUCACUGAAAGCCGAGGAAAAAACUUUUGUACGGUUUGUAUUAAAAAACUAUAAAAUCACUGAACUUCCGGCCAAUGUGUUCGCCGACAUCGCCUUUGACGCCAUCAUUAUUGAAGAUGCGCAAAGUUUGAAAAAAAUUCACUCAGCUGCUUUUAAUGGUGGGGCGUACAGGGUCAAACGUUUAGACAUUAUUAACACACCCGUAAACGAGGCUACUGUGGGUGGUGACCUAUUCGCUGCCAUUCAAAGUCUACCCAAUCUAGCUAAUUUGAGACUAAUUAAAACUAAUUUGACCAUGAUACCGGCGAGUGGUAUAAAAUCUAUGAACGAACUCAUGCACAUUUACAUCGAGCAAAAUAAGGCGUUAAAAAUAAUUGGCCAUAAUGCGUUCGUGAAUUUACCUAAGCUAAAAACACUUCAAAUUAAAGACAACGCUGCGAUCGAGAAGAUACUGUAUACAGCAUUUCCAAUCAAUACAGUCGCGUCUAAAGAUCCCCUGGAAAUCCGCUUAAUUGCCGAUCAUUUGACGUACGAUUCACUUGUGGCCACUACUUUCGAUGCCAUCAAUAGACCCGUCAAUCUAUAC